Indicator indicator is the source of this 2163-nucleotide messenger RNA. It is a transcript of the gene PAMR1, whose product is annotated as peptidase domain containing associated with muscle regeneration 1. The record is from RefSeq and is a predicted model, not a curated record. Gene Ontology annotation, biological process: proteolysis. Bases 118 to 2163 code for a protein of 681 amino acids. Lineage: Eukaryota; Metazoa; Chordata; Aves; Piciformes; Indicatoridae. The transcript has 12 exons. Gene Ontology annotation, molecular function: serine-type endopeptidase activity; calcium ion binding.
CGUGUUAAGUUUACCAACAUGGGACAAAGCCUGCUGAACCUUGUGAUGGUUUGAAAUUGUCUUCCUUCUGAGUACACGGUGAUCAACGAGGACUGCCCGGGCGCCGAGUGGAACAUCAUGUGCCGGGAGUGCUGCGAGUACGACCAGAUCGAGUGUGUGUGCCCGGGGCGCCAGGAGAAAGUGGGCUACACCAUUCCCUGCUGCAGGAAUGAGGACAACGAGUGUGACUCCUGCUUGAUCCACCCAGGCUGCACCAUUUUUGAGAACUGCAAGUCCUGCCGCAACGGCUCCUGGGGAGGGACCCUGGAUGACUUCUACAUCAAGGGCAUCUACUGCGCAGAGUGCAGAGCCGGCUGGUACGGAGGGGACUGCAUGAGGUGUGGGCAGGUUCUUAGGGCUUCUAGAGGGCACAUUCUGCUGGAGGGGUACCCCCUGAACGCACGAUGUGAAUGGACUGUUCACGUUCGAGCUGGAUUUAACAUUGAAUUAAGGUUCUCCAUGCUGAGCCUGGAGUUUGACUACAUGUGCCAGUAUGACUAUGUGGAGGUGCGUGACGGGGACAACCUGGACAGCAGAAUCAUCAAGAAGUUCUGUGGCAACGAGAGGCCGCCGCCCAUCCGAAGCACCGGCUCUGCCCUCCACGUCCUCUUCCAGUCUGAUGGAUCCAAGAACUUUGAUGGAUUCCAUGCUGUCUUUGAAGAAAUCACAGCCUGUUCCUCAUCUCCAUGCCUCCAUGAUGGGACAUGCAUCCUGGACAAAAGUGGUGCCUACAGAUGUGCCUGCCUGGCUGGCUUCACCGGGAACCGCUGUGAGAGCUUUCUAGAUGAAAAAACCUGCUCAGAUCCUGGGGGCCCACUCAAUGGCUACAGAAGAGUGUUAGAAGAGACCGGGCUCAUAAAUGGGCGCUAUGCAAAGAUUGGCACAGUCCUUGCUUUCUUCUGUAACAACUCCUAUGUGCUUAGUGGGAAUGAGCAGAGGACCUGCCAAGAUAAUGGAGAAUGGUCAGGGAAGCAGCCCAUCUGCAUCAAAGCCUGCAGAGAGCCAAAGAUCUCUGACCUGGUGAGACAGAAAGUGCUUCCAAUGCAGGUUCAGUCCAGGGAAACACCUCUGCAUCAGCUUUACUCAUCUGCAUUCAGCAAACAGAAGCUCCAGCUGUACCCAACCAAGAAGCCAGCGCUGCCCUUCGGGGAGCUGCCACCAGGGUACCAGCACCUGCACACCCAGCUGCAGUAUGAGUGCAUCUCCCCUUUCUACCGCCGCCUGGGCAGCAGCAGGAGGACCUGUCUGAAGACAGGAAAAUGGAGCGGGAGAGCACCUGUGUGCAUUCCAAUCUGUGGGAAAGCAGAGAACGUCACCCUUCAGAAGACUUCGACCCCUACCAGGUGGCCCUGGCAAGCAGCGAUCUACCGUGCGGCCAGCGAGGGGAAGGAGAACAGCCUGCGGAAAGGGGCCUGGAUCCUCAUCUGCAGCGGGGCCCUGGUCAACGAGCGCACUGUGGUGGUGGCAGCUCACUGUGUCACCGACCUGGGCAAGGCCAUCGUGCUCAAGACAGCAGAGCUCAAGGUGGUUCUGGGCAAAUUCUACAGAGAUGAUGACAGGGACGAGAAGAGCAUCCAGAACCUGCGGAUCUCUGCCAUCAUAGUGCAUCCCAACUACGACCCUAUACUACUUGACUCUGACAUAGCCAUCAUAAAGCUCUUGGACAAAGCCAGAAUCAGCAGUCGUGUUCAACCCAUUUGCUUGUCAUCUUCUCAAGACUUGGUUUCCCCUCCAGAGGAUUUAAGGAUAAUGGUGACUGGCUGGAAGGUGCUGGCUGAGGCCCGGGACGCAGGGUACAAGAACGACACGAUCCGCAUGGGAGCCGUUCGGAUGGUGGAUUCCCUGCUGUGUGAGCAGCAGUAUGAGGAGAAUGGGAUACAAGUCAGCAUCACUGACAGCAUGUUCUGUGCCAGACAAGACCACACAGCCUUCUCCAAUAUUUGCCCUGCUGAGACCGGUGGGAUCGCAGCCAUCACUUUGCCAGGAAAAGCGUCUCCUGAGCUCAGGUGGCACCUGAUGGGAUUAGUGAGCUGGGGUUACGAUAAAACCUGCAGCCUGGAACUCUACAGUGGCUACACCAAAGCUCUUCCCUUCAAAGACUGGAUUGAGAAGAACCUAAAAUAA